AUGGGAACCUUUGAUUAGGAAAUCUUUCUCGAGCGGAGAGUCAGGGCCUGGUCUGAAAUUUGCGUCCACGCGCAAUAGAUAGCGGACCGCGGUCGACGCACGGCAUUUGGCGGCGGCCGUGGCAGGCAUAAGGUAAGACAUUCCACAGGCAAGGCGGCCAUCCAAAUUUACGGACCACAGGUCGGGGUGGAGGAGAACGGUUAUGUGCUCAAUGUUUCUCCAUUUCCCUCUUUUGAGACGAAGAAAGAGGUCUGGGGUGGUAGACCCUCCUAGACUUAUUGUGUUUCUGUACGUCGAGAUGCUUGGUAUGCUCCCACGGUUCUCAAAAGGCUGUGCCCGUCAAGACGGCACAUGUUCGAGAGAGCCUGCUUGGCCGAAGGAACGACGAGACAGGCAAGCCGAGAGAAAAACAUUCGGCUGGUCUCUGGCGCCAUUGCUGUUGCUAUUGCUCUUGCCGCAUUGCAAGUGCUCCCUGUGCAUCCGCGAAUGGAUGGAGACGCCCAACGAAUCGAUUGCCUUUUUGGCACUGUCAAAGCGCGGCCCAGGGAGACGGAUGGCAUACGUCAGUCCGAGUUGGAAAUUGCUCCUUCGCAAGGUGAUUCGGCGUCAUUCUUCUACACGCAGAUCACAUGUAUACGGCCCAUGCAUGAGUGGACUCGGUGGUGGAUAAAAAAGGGUGAAAUCCCUCCACCCUCGUCUUACAGGCCCCCUCGUCUGUAUGGGUUUGGAUGUCUGACUUGGCCUGGGAGCCGG
This is a messenger RNA of Colletotrichum navitas, 753 nucleotides long. RefSeq lists its product as uncharacterized. The coding region runs from base 203 to 670 and encodes 155 amino acids. The record is from RefSeq and is a predicted model, not a curated record. Lineage: Eukaryota; Fungi; Ascomycota; Sordariomycetes; Glomerellales; Glomerellaceae. The transcript has a single exon.